Molecule: messenger RNA, 4539 nt
Organism: Olea europaea var. sylvestris
Lineage: Eukaryota; Viridiplantae; Streptophyta; Magnoliopsida; Lamiales; Oleaceae
Product: amino acid permease 3-like
Exons: 10
Coding region: 2963-4330 (455 amino acids)
Cellular component (GO): plasma membrane
Source: RefSeq, a predicted model, not a curated record
UGUUCUUCUGCAUUCAGUUCUGAUAUUUAAUUUUCUUGACGUGUUUGAAUAAAAAAAAAAAAAGAUGGUUGAAAACAAAAACCAUAACAAGAAUUUGAUGUGUCUUCUCUGGGUGGUUCCAAAUGUUUUGAUGGCGAUUUUUAUAAUUUAUGUUUGAUUUUAGCUUAAUUUUCCUGUGUUCUAUACAUGUACUUGAAUGGGAACUGUGUGGACUGCAAGUUCUCACAUAUAAACAGCAGUGAUUGGUUUUGGAGUUCUAUCCUUGCCUUAGGCCACUGCUCAACUGGGAUGGUUGGCUGGUCCAUCUCUGAUGAUCUUGUUCGUAGUUUUGACUCUACCCAAAUAGCAUUUUGUUACUGAUCGGGAGAUCCCAAUACCGGAACAAGAAACUAUUCCUUCAUGGACGUUGUCAAAGCCAAUCUAGGUGGAUUUCUGGAGCAAUUCAGUACUUGAAUAAUGACCCGGGGGAGGGGGAAGAGGGAGAGUAUAGAAUGGAUAAAAAAAAAAAAAAAGUCUAUUAGAAGUCUGUUAAUAUAAUUUACAUUCAAUCAAUCUAUAAAUCGUGAUGUACAAAGGACAUUAUUCAAUUUGUAUUUGCAGAUAAUAGAAGAUCAUGCAUAGUGGUAGAUCUAGAAUUUUGAAUGAGCACGGACGAACGUUAACAGUUAACCGUCGGCCGUAAUAAAAUAUUAAAAAUUAAAUACAAUAAUUAUUUUUUUUUAAAUUGAACACGGGAAGUAACUGAAAAACAAUACCUCUUUAUUUACUCAGUGGCGUUGGGAGUUCCUGCUACUCUGGUGAGACUGUGUGACCUAAAAAAUGAGGGCGUUACUUUCUCCCUCGUUUUACCUCUGGCUUGAGAUUCAGUAUAUGCUGUUAGGAAAAAUAAGGAUGAAAGUCAAAUGGCCAAAGUGUUCUCUGUCAUACGUAUGCCACUUGCCCACGUAACUUUCUCCACUAUUCCCACUUUCUGAGUGGGGGGCUUUCAACUUUCCGCCGUUGGUUGUGCCUGUGAUAGCUGUUACAUGAACCUUAUCAAUCCAUCAAUGAUUUUAUGACUAAGUGAUGGAAUAGCCGCGUAAGUAACUUCAUGCGGGUCGACCGGUCGACUACCUCACAUAGAAGUAGAGUGCUCAUGAGGGUCGACGGUCUCAUGUGGAGGUAAAGCGCUCAUGGGGAUCGACGGCCUCGCAUCAGCGUGUAAUGUCUUACCUUGCUCGUCAUCGUAGGCGGCUGUCUACGCCAUCUGAUAUCAAUAUGCAUUGACAAUAUUCAUCGAAUGAGAGGUUGGUUAGGUUUUCUAUAAUUCAAAGAAAGAAGCAUGGGUUCAAAUUCUAUCGAUUACAUUAAAACCACUAAAACAAAAGUAUAUAUAAUUCUCCUAGAUUUAGUGACAAAAAUCAUGAAGUGCUAUUAUGGUUAAGCUUUGAAUAACCUUGAGGAGAGUUACAUGUUCGAAUCUUCUUCCUAUUGAGUUAGUUUUGGUAAUAAUUGAAGAACUAUAAAAAUUGCACAACAAAAAUGGUUAGGAAAAAAUUUGAUUCCAGGACAUCCAAAUUGUAAGUGAACACUCUAGCAAACUGAGUUACAUGAGAUGUCAGGAAGUACAUUGAGUUAUUAAAUAUAUAAUAAAACUUUUAUCUAGUGUCACUCAAAAAAUAUUUGUUCAAGAUGAAUAUAGCAUGCUCGGCCGUCGGUGCUCGUCGGGUGCUGAAUUCACCAUUGAUCACACAUACACAUCGAGUUUGGGAUUUUUAGUUGUCCAAUAAAGGAUUCUCUCUCUCUCUCUCUCUCUCUCUCUCUCUCUCUCUAUGCAACUAAGAAGUAUGCAGCUAAUCAAGCAUGAUGCCUACUUUUGAACCUUCCCUCAAUUUGAUACCUAAUUAGGUUGAUAUAACUUUGCAUUUCUCCAUCGUUCUUGUAGAAAAAACCAUGAUCGAUCGGCAUGUUUAGCCAACUUUUUUAGAUAAUUUGUUCACUGUACAAUUUAUUCAUGUCUAUUACUGGGUCGUAAAGAUAGCCCUUAUUUGGGCUCAAUUUCAGUUAGAUUUUAGGAAAUUUAUAUUUUGAAAUAAUAAUUUUUUGAAAAAUAUGUGAUUAAAAAAAAUUUGUUUGGUUUAAGUAUAAUAUUAUUUUAUUGGAGAAUGUGUGAUUGAUAAGAAGAGAGUAAAGUGAAUUAAAAUUUGUCCAAAAGGGGGCAUAAUCUCUAAAUGCUCUUUAAUUGGUCACUCUUAAACAGUGAUGAUCCAGGAUUAUUAAUAUUUAAUUAUAUAAUAUUAAAAAAUUCUUUUUGAUCUGCCAUUGAUUUAGAAUUCUUUGGGAAAUAAUAGAUUAUAGCUGUAAGUAAACAUUAAAAAAAGACGAGUAUACUAGAUAAUAAGUAUAUUGAGAAAAAAUAUUCUUAUUGUAAUUAAGCAUAAGGAUAAUAGUCCAUGUGCCUAGGACACUCCAAAUGCACGUAUAUAUCCAAUUUUUAUCUAUUUUAAGUCUUCUUCUGCUUCCUUCAACUCUUUUAACAUAAAUUUUCUUUCCUUUUUUGCACUGAAAAUAAAAUCAGAUUCCUCUUUAAUUCGUACGGCUCUGAGAUAUGCAGAGGAUCUGGCAGAUCUUGAUUCAGAAAAACGCAAGCAUUGGAACCAUUUUCCUUGAGUCUUGCAAUAUUGGACGAUUGCUGGAUGGAGCUCGACGAUCUGCCCUAACUCACUCGAGCAACUGGAUUCAUCCCUAGCGGAGAUUGCUUUUGACGGUGGCCAAAAAAAAGGAACCAUGUGGACUGCAAGUGCUCACAAAAUAACAGCAGUGAUUGGUAUUGGAUUCUCUUCCUUGCCUUGGGCCAUUGCUCAACUGGGAUGGAUAGCUAGUCCAUCUGUGAUGAUCUUGUUCGCAUUUUUGCCUUACUGAUCUUCUAGCAUCAUGUUACCAGUCGGACGAUCCCAAUACCGGAAAAAGAAACUGUACUUACAUGGAUGCUGUCAAAACCAACCGAGGAACUAUGUGGACUGUAAGUGCUCACAUAAUAACAGCAGUGAUUGGUUUUGGAGUUCUGUCCUUGCCCUGGGCUACUGCUCAACUGGGAUGGGUAGCAGGUCCAUCUCUGAUGAUCUUGUUCGCAGUUUUGACUUGCUACACCUCUACUCUGCUAGCAUCAUGUUACCCGUCGGGGAAUCCCAAUGGCGGACCAAGAAACUAUUCUUACAUGGAUGCUAUCAAAGAAAACCUAGGUGGAUUUCAGGUGACAAUUUGUGGAGCAAUUCAGUACUUGAAUCUUUUUGGAGUUGCCAUUGGUUAUACCAUUGCUUCCUCUAUAAGCAUGAUGGCAAUCAAGAAAUCCAAUUGCUUCCGUUCAGAAGGAGAUGAUAGUUCUUGCAGAAUUUCUGCCAAUCCUUAUAUGAUAGGAUUUGGUUGUUCUCAAAUAAUUCUCUCUCAACUAAUCCUCCAUUUCCAUCAAAUAUGGCGGCUUUCAAUUGUUUCUGCAGUCAUGUCUUUUAUUUACUCAAUCAUUGGAUUAGGCCUUGGAAUUGCCAAAAUUGUAGAAAAUGGGAAAGUUAAGGGAAGUCUCACUGGAAUUAGCCCUGACAUUGUCACUCCAAUGGAAAAAGUAUGGAAGAGCUUGCAAGCACUUGGGGAUAUAGCUUUCGCCUAUUCUUUUUCUCUCAUCCUUAUUGACGUACAGAAUACAAUAAAAUCCCCACCAUCGAAAUACAAGACAAUGAAGAAAGCAACUCUAUUAAGUUUGGGAGUAACAACAAUUUUCUACAUGGUCUGUGGCCUUCUUAGUUAUGCAGCAUUUGGAGAUCUCUCACCACGAAAUCUCCUCACUGGUUUUAGCCUCUACGACCCAUACUGGGUUCUCGACAUAGCCAAUGCUGCCAUUGUUAUCCACCUUGUCGGUGCUUACCAAGUUAAUUGCCAACCCAUUUUCGCCUUUGUUGAAAAAACUGCAUUAGAUAGGUUCCCGCAUAGCCAAUUCAUCAAAACAGAGAUCCCAGUCCCUAUCCCGGGAUACGGGCCUUUCAAACGCACUCCUUUCCAACUCGUGUGGAGAACAAUUUUCGUGAUCAUCACAACGAUUCUUUCAAUACUCAUGCCAUUCUUCAAUGAUCACAUCAUUCGAAUUCUAGGUGCGUUGGGAUUCUGGCCUCUUACCAUAUAUUUCCCAGUUAAAAUGUAUAUUGUCCAAAAGAAGAUCCAAAGACACCGUGCUAAAUGGCUCAGCCUACAAAUUCUAAGUGUUGCUUGCCUGCUGUUCUCUAUUGCAGCUGCUGCUGGAUCCAUUGCUGGAAUUGUUUAUGAUCUUGAAGUGUAUAAGCCUAUUGGGAAUAUGGCCUAAUUUGAUCACUUUCACAUUAUACUAGUCAUUUGUCCGUGCAAUGCACUAUGUUAUUUUUAAGGUAAUGUUAGCGUAUAAAUUUCACAAAGAAAUCAUUCUAUGGGGAAGAAAGUAUCUUUGUCUACGUGCUGCAUAAUUAUGAAAGUAGAACAAAGUAGAAAGGUACAAGUUUGUUGUUGUAAAACACCUAAUGAAUCUGCAAUUUUCUA